UUUGUUUCAGGUGUUCUACUGUAACCCCAAUAAUUGACGAUUUCAUAAUCAAUUCCUGAAAUGUCGUCAAUGUACAGGUUGCAAUAAAUUACAAAAGAGAGGAUAAUGAUUUCUCUGACAGCAGGUUAAUCCAUCAAGAUGUCCCUGCUGUAUUCAAGUGAAUCGACCGCAGAUCAAUCCUUGUGCGUAAACAAUUCCACAACCGAAUGCCUGCCUUGCAAAUUGUUCACUAAUGUGACCAUUUCGUUUUUUGGGGACGUCCCCGAUUUGGAUGAGGACCCCAGAAUCGAAGUUCUAAGGAGAUACUCAUACGCAUUCGCGUUGCCGUCCAUAUGCUUCCUUGGAAUCGUAGGAAAUAUUUUUAAUUUGAUAGUAUUAACCAGGAGGAAUAUGCGGGGGCCGGCAUACAUAUACAUGAGGGCUUACUCUCUUGCUGCCCUGCUAGGACUAAUCUGUGUGCUGCCAUUCGCAUGGAGAGUCUUAGUCCACAAAGAACAAGGAAAUUGGGAUCAAGCAAUUCCAGCCUACUACUUCGCACAUUUAGAACUAUUUCUUGGAAAUGGUUCAUUAGGAGUAGGCGUUAUGAUGCUUCUGGCUCUGACGUUAGAACGCUACGUUAGCGUAUGUCAUCCAGGUCACGCCAGACCAAUUCUGGGAUCACCAAUCCGAGUAGUUGUAAUAAUUCCACUAAUAACCACCGCUCUCUACAUUCCUAUACUAUUUAGAAAUAAAGUUAAGACUUGUCAAUUGUUACCAGAAAACAUAAUUAUAUACCAGAGGGUAGAAGACACCAAAUACUUAAAUAACCCAAUGUUUAGUGUAUACAAAGUCGUCUUAGAACUCAUUUUUAAGGUGAUUCCAGUAAUAUUACUUGCAGGCCUUAAUUUAAAAAUUUUGAUUGUCUAUCGAAAUUCAUGUGAUAAGAGAAGAAAGAUGACGUUAAGUAGAAAAACCUCUGGGGAAGAAGAUCCGAAAAAGUUCGCUGAGGAAAGAAGACUUAUUUUACUGUUGGGAUCAACGAGUAUCUUGUUUCUGGUCUGUGUUACCCCUAUGGUUUUGUUAAAUGUCACACUGUCGUAUGCCAACUUGGUGAAAUUUUCGUAUCAGAUAUUCCGCGCAAUUGCCAACCUCCUAGAAAUCACCAACUACUCCCUAACAUUCUACAUCUACUGUUCCUUCUCCGAGGACUUCAGAAACACUUUAUUAAGGACACUUGGACUAAGUAAUACAAAUCCAAUCCGAGGGGGCGUGAAGAUCCCCCAGCCCACAGCGACAACAACUAUUACUCAGCACAAAGGAGCUUGAUAUAAGGCCUGUGAUUGGGUGUAAAAUAUGGUUUUUAUGAUACUUUGUUAUCUAUGUGAAAAAGAGAAAUAGUAGGUAGAUAGAAAAUAGAAAUAGGAUUGGACUACUAACAUCUACGUUAUUAGAAUGAGACUUAUGAACUUUUCCAAACACACAUCUAUAAAAUUCAUACGAUAUACCGGGUGUCCACUUAUAUUUUCCCCCAUUUUAACUGCCUAUAACUUCUAAACGGCUUAAGAUAGAAAUAUGCGGUUUUCGAUGAAAUGUUUUAUUUUACUAAAAGUUUUGUCUAAAUAGAUUGAAUUUUUUAUAUCGCUUUCAAAUACGAGAAGAAAAAUGGCGGAUUUUUGAAAAAAACGUUGAGUUUUUUGUAAUGGAACAUCCAGUAUAUUUUUUUGUAAAUUGAAAGAAAGGUCAUUCACCUAUCCAUCGAUAUAAAGUUUUUCAAAAUCGGUUGUCAAAUCACUGAGUAAUCAAUUUUUAAAAUGAACGGUGCAACGUGGAUAUCACAUACCUAAAUAACAUAACUAAGCAAAAUGAUAUUAUGUCAUUUGAAAACCGAUAUUAAAAAAUUUAAUAUCACUGGAUAGGUAAAUGACUGUUUCUUCAAGCUACAAAAAAAUAUACUGGGUGUUUCAAUAAAAAAAGUCAACAACGUUCUUUUUUCCAAAAAUCCGCCAUUUUUUAUUUAAAAUCAACAUAAAAAAUGGUAAUUUACCUAAAAACUUGAAAAAACAGUCAUUUCCCUAUCCAACGAUAUAAUUUUUUUUAAAAUCGGUGGUCAAAUAACUGAGAAAUUAAUUUUUAAAUUGAGAUAUGCAAUGUGGAAAUCACAUAAUAUAACAUAAUAACAAUUUUGUUUAGUUAUGUUAUUUAGGUAUGUGAUAUCCACGUUGCACCUCCCAUUUUAAAAAUUAAUUACUUAGUGAUUUGACAACCGAUUUUGAAAAGCUUUAUAUCGCUGGAUAGGCGAAUCACCUUUCUUUCAAUUUACAAAAAAUUAUUGGUUGUUCCAUUAAAAAAAAGUCAACAAAGUUUUUUUCAAAAAAUCCGCCA
Diabrotica virgifera virgifera (western corn rootworm) is the source of this 2361-nucleotide messenger RNA. RefSeq names its product probable G-protein coupled receptor B0563.6. Bases 139 to 1305 code for a protein of 388 amino acids. Gene Ontology annotation, molecular function: G protein-coupled receptor activity. Lineage: Eukaryota; Metazoa; Arthropoda; Insecta; Coleoptera; Chrysomelidae. Gene Ontology annotation, biological process: G protein-coupled receptor signaling pathway. Gene Ontology annotation, cellular component: membrane. The record is from RefSeq and is a predicted model, not a curated record. The transcript has 4 exons.